UGUUUUUAGUGCCCCCACUCCAUCAAAAGCCACCACUCCACCAUAAAACUCACAUCAUCACAACCCACAAAUCAAUCCAACUUCCUCCCAAUAACUUCUUUAGUGCGUUACGAAAAUGUCAUCGCGUCCUGCACAGCCACACCUCAACGGCGCCUUCUACGGCCCUCCGGUCCAACCAAAAACCAAAUCCUACCACCGCCCUGGCCGCGGCAGCACGUGUAACCCUAUAACAUGUUGUUGUAGUUGCAUUUGCAACUGCAUCAUCCAACUCAUCUGCCAAAUCCUAAUCACCAUCGCGGUCUUCGCAGCUAUCAUCGGCUUAAUCUUCUGGUUCAUCUUCCGCCCAAACGUCCCUAAAUUUCACGUCGAUAACGCCACCCUCACUCAAUUCACCAUGUCCCCUACUAAUAACACUCUCAACUACAACCUCGUCGUCAACAUGACGUUUCGCAACCCCAACCGCCGGUUAGGAAUCUACUACGACAACAUCGAGGCCACCACAAUGUACUCCAGUCAGCGGUUUUCGACCAAGGAGGUUGAUGGUUUUUAUUUGGGACAUAAGAAGGAGAAAUAUAUUGGUCCCGUGUUUAAAGGAGAGCAAGUGGUGGUGUUUGAUGGUGGUGAUAGAUCGAAAUAUGAAUCAGAGAAGAGUGAUGGUGUGUACAAAAUUGAUUUGAAGCUGAAGUUGAAGAUUAGUUAUAAAGUGUUGUGGAUGAAAACACCAAAAUUUAAAGCUAAAUAUGAAUGUGAUUUGAAGGUUCCGUUGAGUUCUAAAGGUAAAGUUUCAAAUGUCAAAUUUGAGGGAGCAAAUUGUAAUUUUGAUUGGUGGGGAAGAAGUUGAUGAUGGUGGUUUAGUGAUAGUUUUAUAAGUUAAUUAAUAAUUAUAAUACAAUGAUUAUGAUACUAAUAGU
Messenger RNA from Helianthus annuus (common sunflower), 911 nucleotides. Its product is annotated as NDR1/HIN1-like protein 3. Gene Ontology annotation, biological process: defense response to other organism. Bases 116 to 841 code for a protein of 241 amino acids. The record is from RefSeq and is a predicted model, not a curated record. The transcript has a single exon. Lineage: Eukaryota; Viridiplantae; Streptophyta; Magnoliopsida; Asterales; Asteraceae.